AUGCAUGCCAGUCUUUGUGCAUUCUCUAUCGUAACUGUACUAUGUCCUUGGUUCCCCAAGGUGCUCCCCGCCGUCUCUGCCGGCACUGGGAAUUGUCUUGGCCAUUCCGAUUCCAUCCAACGCCAUGAACCCAUCUCUCCAACCCGUUGA
Colletotrichum costaricense is the source of this 150-nucleotide messenger RNA. RefSeq lists its product as uncharacterized. Lineage: Eukaryota; Fungi; Ascomycota; Sordariomycetes; Glomerellales; Glomerellaceae. Bases 1 to 150 code for a protein of 49 amino acids. The transcript has a single exon. The record is from RefSeq and is a predicted model, not a curated record.